AUGGCUACUCAACUCGGUCAAAUCUAUGAAACUCUUUACACUCUCAUCGGGCCAUUCAUACCCUUUCUUGUACCCAUCAACUUCUACAUCAACCUACGCUUCCUAUGUCACCCAAAAUGGAAAACGAGCACAGCUAGCAAAUUUGUAAAUGCAGCAAAUAUGAUACAACUUCUAAGCCGAUCAGUACCGCGGGUAUUGCUGACAUUAUGGAGCAUGAAUGGAGAAUUUUUGGGGCAAUGGAGGGUUUUGACGGAGACUGGACUAAUUAUUUUGGCUCUUCUGAUCUGGGGCUCGGAAUGGGAUAUCGAUGAAGGGUCGAUUGAUGAGAUGCUGGAUGAUUGGUGGGCUACUUCUGACGACGGAAAUGAGCAAAGAAAGAUGAAGGAACAAGGAGAAAAGGACUCUGAUAAGGGAGGAAUUACUGUGGAGUGCCAAGGACAUCAGUCGAAAGCUCGCUAA
Molecule: messenger RNA, 459 nt
Organism: Botrytis fragariae
Lineage: Eukaryota; Fungi; Ascomycota; Leotiomycetes; Helotiales; Sclerotiniaceae
Exons: 1
Coding region: 1-459 (152 amino acids)
Source: RefSeq, a predicted model, not a curated record